GGGGCGCGGGCAGCGGGCGGCGUGCGCCAUGGAGGCAGGAGGAGAUGCAAAAGGGGGCGGCGGCCCCGCAGCCUCUGAGGACCCCCGGAGCCCUGUGCUCCCGCAACUCCCGCGCCGCCCGCAGCUCCUGGAUGAGGACGGAGGGCCCAGUGAGGAAGUGGCCGCAGAUGGGGGCAGGUCCCCAGCCCCAGAGGAUCCCUCGGCCAACGCCCAAGCCGAAGCCGUGGCCGUGUCCCCCGCCCAGGCUGAGGCUGCGGGGGAGGCCCACCAGGGGCCCAAGGUGGCAGCCGGCGGGGUGCCCAACAUCGGCUUCGUGGGCGAGCCCCCACCCUACGCGCCGCCGGACCCCAAGGCCGUGCACCUGCUGUACCCAUCCUUCCCGCAGGGGCCGGUCCUCUUCCAGCCUGGGCCCUCGCCCCAGGCCCUGUACCCGCCGCCGCCCGCCGCGCCGCCGCUCUUCACACCCUUCCCGGUGUACAACGGCCCCGUGGCCGGCGUACCGGCCCCCGCGGUGGUGGACCGCAGGCCCCACCCCAAGGACUACAUGAUGGAGUCCGUGCUGGUGUCACUCUUCUGCUGCCUGCUCACGGGGCUUGUCGCGAUUGUCUAUUCCCACGAGACGCGCGCCGCCCUGAGCAGGGGGGACCUGGCCCAGGCUGAGGAGGCGUCCCGCAAGGCCCGCUCGCUGGUGCUCUUCAGCCUGCUCUUCGGGGUCUUCGUGUCCACCAGCUGGGUCAUCUAUGUGGUGGUGGCGCUCUACCUCCCCUGA
This is a messenger RNA of Odobenus rosmarus divergens (Pacific walrus), 769 nucleotides long. RefSeq lists its product as uncharacterized. The record is from RefSeq and is a predicted model, not a curated record. Gene Ontology annotation, cellular component: membrane. The transcript is spliced from 4 exons. Lineage: Eukaryota; Metazoa; Chordata; Mammalia; Carnivora; Odobenidae. Bases 29 to 769 code for a protein of 246 amino acids.